This is a messenger RNA of Phyllostomus discolor (pale spear-nosed bat), 915 nucleotides long. RefSeq names its product CMP-N-acetylneuraminate-beta-galactosamide-alpha-2,3-sialyltransferase 2-like. Bases 1 to 915 code for a protein of 304 amino acids. The record is from RefSeq and is a predicted model, not a curated record. Gene Ontology annotation, molecular function: beta-galactoside (CMP) alpha-2,3-sialyltransferase activity. NCBI's taxonomy places the organism in Eukaryota, Metazoa, Chordata, Mammalia, Chiroptera, Phyllostomidae. The transcript is spliced from 6 exons.
AUGAAGGCGCAGUACAGGAGGCUGAGUCUGACCCACAAGUGCUCCCCCUGCCUCCACACUGCGGGCGACUCCGCCUGGUUCGACAGACGCUUCGAAAGGGCCAUCGAGCCCCUGCUGUCAGAGGAGUCCGUGUCCUCCGAUGCUCUGAUGCUGUGGUUGGGCAUGAAAUCAGGGAAGGAGUUUGAGAAGCAGAAGCAGCAGCCAAUUAAAACGUCUCCCAGCCCCUCCCUGGGCCAUAGGGGUUCCAGCUGCCUGACCUGUGCAGUGGUGGGAAACUCAAGACUCCUUCGGGGCUCUGGCCUUGGCUCUGCCAUUAACCAGCACGACGUGGUCCUCAGGAUGAACCAAGCCCCUGUCCAAGGCUUUGAGGCGGACGUGGGGAACGUGACCACCGUGCGCAUCAUGUACCCUGACACAGCCAGCACGCGGGAUCCUGGCGCCCAGCUGCUGCUGCUCCCUUUGAAUGCAUCUGGUCUGGACUGGUUCAUGAGAGCACUGGAGAAUCAGGAUUUCAUCUGGAAGCCGAGGAACCCCGGGUGUGGCGGCAAGGGGGGCCUUGUAGGGGGUGACAGUGGGGACCCCAGAGAGACCCUUGCUGGAUACUUGGGCACCCCCAGGGCUUAUGUCUCCAUCAUCAGCCUCACCUUCUUCAAGUAUGUGGAAGAGCGUUGGCUGAACUUAGAGCCAUUGGAUGGAAACAACUAUUUACCUUCUUUGGGGUUCGUGGCUUUGUUGUAUGCUUUGCACACCUGUGACCAGGUAUCUUUGUUUGGUUUUGGAACAGACAACUUCCUGAAGUGGUCCCAUUACUGGGAUGAUAAAUAUCGGUUCACUAGCGACGUGCACAGUUUCACAAGUGAGAGCAAGAUCAUCCUUUACCUUCAGUGCGAGGGGAAGGUUGCUAUCUACAGCUGA